This is a messenger RNA of Penicillium crustosum, 810 nucleotides long. Its product is annotated as syntaxin family protein. Bases 1 to 810 code for a protein of 269 amino acids. The transcript has a single exon. Gene Ontology annotation, molecular function: SNARE binding; SNAP receptor activity. Gene Ontology annotation, biological process: intracellular protein transport; vesicle fusion. Gene Ontology annotation, cellular component: endomembrane system; SNARE complex. NCBI's taxonomy places the organism in Eukaryota, Fungi, Ascomycota, Eurotiomycetes, Eurotiales, Aspergillaceae. The record is from RefSeq and is a predicted model, not a curated record.
AUGACGAACCCUUCGCAGCUAUUCCUACUCGCCGAUCACAUCAAAUUAUCCCUUUUAGAGCGCGAAAGGGCAAUCUCACUCGAUCUCGAACCUAAUUCCAAAGAUGGAGAGAUCUCUUGGUCCCUCGAGUCUCUCCGAGAGAGCAUAGAGGCCCUGGAAGCCGAGCAAACCCGGCUAGCCAACUCGCACGACAGCGCAGGCGCCGCCGCCCUGAAAGACCAACUCACCCCCCUCCAAGCCCAAUACAAAGAUCUGUCGACCCAGUUCUACGGCGCAGAUGGCGAGCCAUCAGCCAACAACACGACGCAGGCGUCGAAAUCCGCCACCCCCGAUCUCAAGCAGCCAAUCCCACAACAUCCACCUUCCAAAUCCGUCCGCUUUAUGGACAGCUCCGCCGCAGCGGCAGCCGUGCAAGAUGAAAUAGACGAGGAAGAAGAGCGCAACCGCAGCAACCUCUUCCGCCCAUACCGUGAUGAGCCAUCGCCGCGACCGGAUCAGUCAAACAUGGACAACCAGCAGAUCUAUGACCACCACGCUCAAACUAUGCGCGACCAGGAUGAUCAGCUGGAUCGGCUUGGUGAAUCAAUUGGAAGACAACACCAACUGAGUAUUCAGAUUGGGGAUGAGCUGGAUGGCCACGUUCAACUUCUAGAUGGGAUGGAUGGGGAUGUCGAGCGUCAUCAGACCCGACUAGACAGUGCGAGACGACGGAUAGAUAGGAUCCGCCGAAAGGCGGGUGAGAACUGGAGCAUGAUGACUAUCAUUGGAUUGAUCAUUAUUCUGGUCAUCUUAAUCGUGAUCCUGAAAUGA